GACAGGUUGCGCAGUGGAUGCCAGCUGACCGCCUCAUGCGAAGUGUGGAGAUCCGGGAGCGGAGCGUCUGAGGAGGAGCGUCCGACCGCCGCGCACUGCGACCCGCUCCAGGUGGAGGUGGAAGACCGAGACGCACGGACCAGACGCACCCACAGCCACCAGCCAAGAUGGCAUUAGCUAGAGAUCCAGGGACAGGCCAGCAGAGCCAGGAGCAGAGAGAUGCAGCUGACCAAAACUUUGACUACAUGUUCAAGCUGCUGAUCAUCGGCAACAGCAGCGUGGGGAAAACCUCCUUUUUGUUCCGCUAUGCAGAUGACUCCUUCACUUCAGCAUUUGUCAGCACAGUGGGAAUUGACUUCAAAGUCAAGACCAUCUACAGGAAAGACAAGAGGGUCAAACUCCAGAUCUGGGACACAGCGGGGCAGGAGCGUUAUCGGACCAUAACGACAGCUUACUACAGAGGAGCCAUGGGAUUCCUGUUGAUGUAUGAUAUCACAAGCCAGGAGUCAUUCUGUGCUGUGCAGGAUUGGGCAACCCAAAUCAAGACAUACUCAUGGGACAAUGCUCAGGUCGUCCUGGUCGGCAAUAAACUGGACCUGGAGGACGACAGGCAGGUCCCAACUGAAGACGCUCAAAGACUGGCUGCAGAACUAGGCUUUCAGUUCUUCGAGGCCAGUGCAAAAGACAACGUCAACGUCAAGCAGGUCUUUGAGAAGCUGGUGGACGUCAUCUGCGAGAAAAUGAACGAGAGUGUCAACGGCGAUGCCGGUCAAUCACCCAACCAUCCAUCUGGCGGGCUGAAGGAGAACACGGCGCCUGGUUCUCAGAGAGGCUGUGCAUGCUGAUAACUGACAGGGGAAAUUCAUGAAGUGCUCACACACCAAGGAAAUUGCCAAAAAUCAAUCAUUGUGAAUGUUUCUUACUAUAUGUUACUGUAACACUAUCAUAAAUGCUUGGUUCUCUUUUGACUCAUUUAGUCUUUUCUUAAACUGGUGGCAUCUGUAGCGCUCCCUAAUCAUUAGAAUGUGACUGUUACACUGAGAUGCCAAAGAAAUGCUCGAGUUGUGCCUUUUGCCCGAUGUAUCUGCUCACUUUUUCAUGUUUCUCCAGUAGUUUCUUCUCUAGUACCUGCUGCAGGUGCGACAUGGACUUGAAUGAAAAGCAUGACUCCUAUCUGCAUGGCUGAGGAUCACUGUGCUUCAUUUGUAUCAUGCUUCCCCCUUGUGGGAGUUUUGUAAAACUGCAUCACUGUGACUCAUCGACCUACACUGUGCAUCUCGUAAACAAAAUGCUCCUUACAUGAUAAUCCUGCUGAUGAAGAAGGCCUGCUAACUCACAGUACAAAGUCAAAUAUACACCUGAGAGUUGCUGUGUCAUUCCAGAUUUAUGACGGUAGCCCAGACGACUUAUCGCUGUUUAUGAGGGAUUUAACACUGGCUUGUAAUUUAUAUUUUUUUACUGUUUUGUCCAAUAUUUCCUUUACUGUGUCCCUCUUAAAAUGGACAUUAAAAGAUCAGUCUAUGGUGUA
Molecule: messenger RNA, 1528 nt
Organism: Sphaeramia orbicularis (orbiculate cardinalfish)
Lineage: Eukaryota; Metazoa; Chordata; Actinopteri; Kurtiformes; Apogonidae
Gene: rab3da
Product: RAB3D, member RAS oncogene family, a
Exons: 5
Coding region: 168-845 (225 amino acids)
Molecular function (GO): GTPase activity; GTP binding
Source: RefSeq, a predicted model, not a curated record